Messenger RNA from Trematomus bernacchii (emerald rockcod), 2192 nucleotides. Its product is annotated as alanine--glyoxylate aminotransferase 2, mitochondrial-like. Lineage: Eukaryota; Metazoa; Chordata; Actinopteri; Perciformes; Nototheniidae. Bases 1 to 1551 code for a protein of 516 amino acids. Gene Ontology annotation, biological process: glyoxylate catabolic process. The record is from RefSeq and is a predicted model, not a curated record. Gene Ontology annotation, molecular function: pyridoxal phosphate binding; L-alanine:glyoxylate transaminase activity. Gene Ontology annotation, cellular component: mitochondrion. The transcript is spliced from 14 exons.
AUGUUUCAAGUCGUACAUCGUCUGGCUGGCCGUCGUGCAGUUUUAUCAGGACAGUCCUGCUGUUCACCUGCGUCGGCCAAACUUCACCUGGGAAGGGGCGCAGUAUGUCAGAAACCAGCCCACAGACAUUGUCCCGCAGACCUCCCAGAGAUGCCCUCAUGUGACUUCAAACCAGAGGAAUACAAGGGCAUGUCCAAAGAGCGGAUAAUGGAGAUUCGCAGGAAGAACUGCAGCCCCAUGACCAUGAAGAUAACCUACUAUAAGAAACCAGUGUUCCUCCAUCAGGGAUACAUGCAGUGGCUGUGGGAUUUUGACGGGAAUCGAUAUCUGGAUCUAUUUGCUGGUGUGGCGACUGUCAGUGUGGGCCACUGCCACCCGAAGGUUGCAGCAGCCCUACAGAGGCAGUUGAAAAAAUUGUGGCAUACUACAAACAUCUAUGUCAAUCCUACUCUCCAUGAGUACAGUGAGAAACUAGCCUCCCACUUACCGGAUCCUCUCAAGGUUGUAUAUCUGACCAACAGCGGCUCAGAAGCCAAUGACCUGGCCAUGUUGAUGGCUCGACUUCACACAGGCAACUUUGACCUCCUCACUUUAAGAGGAUCAUACCACGGUGGCACCCAACAGACCAUGGGUCUUACCUCCAACUCAUCGUACAAAUACCCCAUCGCCACUAGUUCAGGCUGCACAAACACCAUGUGUCCUGAUGUGUUCAGAGGUCCGUGGGGAGGAAGCCACUGCAGGGACUCUCCUGUGCAGACCACCAGACAAUGUGGCUGUGCCCAAGGUCAUUGCAUGGCAAAUGAUCAAUACAUCGGACAGCUCAAAGAGACAUUUGCUACGAGUGUCCCAAGUCGAAUUGCUGGUUUCUUUGGAGAGCCUAUUCAGGGAAUGGGAGGAGCUGUGCAGUACCCUAAGAAUUACUUAAAGGAGGCUUACCAACUUGUGAGAGAGAGAGGAGGGGUCUGCAUUGCUGAUGAGGUCCAGACAGGAUUUGGGCGAACAGGAAGCCACUUCUGGGGUUUCCAAGGUCAUGACGUCCUUCCUGAUAUGGUUACAAUGGCAAAGGGCAUCGGUGAUGGCUUCCCAAUGGGAGCUGUUGUUACAACACCAGAAAUUGCUGCUUCCUUUGCUAAGGCCUACCACUUCAACACCUUUGGAGGAGGUCCCUUGGCUUGUGCCGUUGCUUCAUCAGUGCUUGAUACUAUCAAAGAAGACGGCACACAGCAGAACAGUCAUAAUGUGGGCACCUAUCUGAUGACAGAACUGGCAAAACUAAGAGACACGUAUGAGAUAAUCGGUGAUGUGCGUGGGAAAGGCCUGCAGAUUGGUGUUGAAAUGGUGACAAAUAAGGCCAGCAGAGACCCGCUGUCUCCUGAGGCAAUGAGUGAGAUAUUUGAGGACAUCAAGGACAUGGGAGUCCUGAUAGGAAAAGGAGGAGUCUACGGACAGGCUUUCCGCAUCCAACCCCCCAUGUGCAUCACAAAGGAAGAUGUUAAUUUCUUCCUGGCUGUUUUUAAAAAGGCCAUCCAACGAUACAUGGACAGAAAAUGAACAGUUCAGAGGAGUGGGAACGCCAAGGAUCAAACCUGGAAAACACUAGCACACAGCAGUAGACUGCAUUGUUGUAAGUCUUUGUAUUAUACAAAUGUAAUUGUUAAUAAUCGGCUGUUGUGUCCUGAUGUGGAAGACUUUUUAAAAAGGGAAUUCUAACAGUCAACUAUGAUAUGCAUGUUAGAGCCUCCUCAUCUUAAGAAAAUGUUUUACUGCGAGGGCUCAUACUUGUUCAAAACACUGAGCAAACACAACUCUUUAUAUGUAUGUUGAUCUUAAUUAGUUUAGCUGUUUAUAUCUGUUGAAUCCACUCUCAGAAUGCAAUAACUAUCUCAUAUUUGAUGUAGAAACAAUUUGUGCUUUAAUGAUUUACUUAACGGUGUGUAGGGUUUGGCAGCAUCUAGUGACCCUCUCAUUUGUAUCUAUAAAGGGCUCAUUCUUAGUUAAUGAAAACAUGACACUAACGGAAACAAAAUGUGAAUACAAACCAUAUCUGCCAAUAGAUCCUCCUUAAAGUUACACCUUUGAAUGUGCUUUUUUUUGCCAUGUUUUAUCUAUCACUAUUAAAAAAGGCAUAUGAAAAGUUACAAGUGCAUGUUUGGUACAUCCAUGGUUAAUAAAGGCUUUCAUGUAAAACAUUU